Molecule: messenger RNA, 1158 nt
Organism: Emys orbicularis (European pond turtle)
Lineage: Eukaryota; Metazoa; Chordata; Testudines; Emydidae
Gene: NR2E1
Product: nuclear receptor subfamily 2 group E member 1
Exons: 9
Coding region: 1-1158 (385 amino acids)
Biological process (GO): cell differentiation; anatomical structure development; negative regulation of transcription by RNA polymerase II
Molecular function (GO): RNA polymerase II cis-regulatory region sequence-specific DNA binding; zinc ion binding; nuclear receptor activity
Source: RefSeq, a predicted model, not a curated record
AUGAGCAAGCCGGCAGGAUCAACAAGUCGUAUAUUAGACAUCCCUUGUAAAGUGUGUGGGGACCGCAGCUCCGGCAAGCACUAUGGGGUUUACGCUUGCGAUGGAUGCUCAGGAUUUUUCAAACGGAGCAUCAGGAGGAACAGGACGUACGUCUGCAAAUCUGGAAAUCAGGGAGGUUGCCCCGUGGAUAAGACACACAGGAACCAAUGCAGGGCGUGUCGACUGAAGAAAUGCUUGGAAGUCAACAUGAACAAAGAUGCUGUGCAACACGAAAGAGGCCCAAGGACAUCCACAAUAAGGAAGCAAGUCGCGCUGUAUUUCAGAGGACACAAGGAAGAGAAUGGAGCUACACCUCACUUUCCCUCGGCAGCUUUACCUGCUCCGGCCUUCUUUACGGCUGUCACACAGCUGGAACCCCACAAUCUAGAGCUGGCGGCUGUAUCGACUACCCCCGAGCGGCAGACGUUGGUGGGCCUGGCACAACCAACUCCAAAGUAUCCACAUGAAGUCAAUGGUACACCUAUGUACCUCUAUGAAGUGGCCACUGAAUCUGUUUGUGAAUCUGCUGCCAGGCUUCUCUUUAUGAGCAUCAAAUGGGCCAAGAGCGUUCCAGCCUUUUCCACUCUGUCGUUACAAGAUCAGCUGAUGCUUUUGGAAGAUGCGUGGAGAGAACUGUUUGUUCUAGGAAUAGCACAAUGGGCCAUUCCAGUUGAUGCUAACACUCUACUGGCUGUAUCUGGCAUGAAUGGUGACAAUACAGAUUCUCAGAAGCUGAAUAAAAUUAUUUCAGAAAUACAGGCUUUACAGGAGGUUGUGGCUAGAUUUAGACAGCUUCGGCUAGAUGCUACUGAAUUUGCCUGUCUCAAAUGCAUUGUCACUUUUAAAGCUGUACCUACACACAGUGGUUCUGAACUGAGAAGUUUUCGAAAUGCUGCCGCCAUUGCAGCUCUUCAAGAUGAAGCUCAGCUCACUCUGAACAGUUACAUCCACACCAGGUACCCCACACAACCCUGCCGUUUUGGAAAGCUCUUAUUGCUUUUGCCAGCUUUACGUUCAAUUAGUCCAUCUACAAUAGAAGAAGUGUUUUUCAAAAAGACCAUUGGGAAUGUGCCAAUUACAAGACUGCUUUCAGAUAUGUACAAAUCCAGUGAUAUAUAA